This is a messenger RNA of Exserohilum turcica Et28A, 1782 nucleotides long. RefSeq lists its product as uncharacterized. Bases 1 to 1782 code for a protein of 593 amino acids. The record is from RefSeq and is a predicted model, not a curated record. Gene Ontology annotation, cellular component: extrinsic component of endoplasmic reticulum membrane; endoplasmic reticulum palmitoyltransferase complex. The transcript is spliced from 5 exons. Lineage: Eukaryota; Fungi; Ascomycota; Dothideomycetes; Pleosporales; Pleosporaceae. Gene Ontology annotation, biological process: protein targeting to membrane; peptidyl-L-cysteine S-palmitoylation.
AUGUCAACGGCAUGGCAACAGCAACAGCAACAGCAACAGCAACAGCAACAGCAACAGCAACAGCAACAGCCAAGCGGUCCAGGGCCCCCAUGGCUCGGUCGUGACGACGACAACGACGACAACACCGCCGCCGCCGCCCGUCUUGUGCAUAGCCGCCCGUCUGCUGCGGCCGCUCGUUGCCCUCGUCGCCGGCUGUUGCUGCUGCUGCUUCUGCUGCUGCAGGCCGAAUGCACGCGGGAGCAUGGACCACACCGACGUGUCGCCCCUAAGGAAAUCAUCGCCGCCCUCAAUCCCCCAUCCGCAGUCACCACGACGACUCCACGCUCGCCCUCCGCUGCUCACCCGCCGGCUCCUCCGUCGCCAGUGCCCGCCCGCUGGUCGCUGACCAACCGCAUCUUCAGCCUCAACCUGCGCUCGCUGUACCAGGGCCCGCCGCGCCUGCCCGCCUCCCGCCUGUGGAAUCCCGUCAACUCGUCUCCACGCACGCUGCAGCUCCAGAACCCACCGCCAUCCUCAUCAGCCCCCGCCCCAGCUCCAGGCCCGCCACCACCACCACCGCCGCCGCGCGACGACUACUACUACUAUCCCAACCUGCCUGUCGAUACCCACGCCGCCGCUACCGACGACGCCCGCGACGAGUAUCCUCUCCUGACGCUCCCCCAGCAGCGUCUCAGCCGCCAGAGCCCCGUGCUCAGCUCCCUCGCCGUCGAGCGCUCCACGCCCGACACCAGCAACAACCGCACCAGCAUCGGCCUCCCUCAGCGCCGCGCCCCCGCCCACCACUACUACCCACCCACCGCCGGUCCCGCCAUGUCCUCUCCGCCUGCCCCGCCCCGUGACAGCGCCUCGUCUCCCCAGCACGACAAGGACGUCGAAGCCGCCCACGCCCAGCCACCCGCCGUGUCUCGCGUCUCGCUGCCCGCCUCGCGACGCGCCUCGGUCACGUCGAGACCCGACGGCUCUGUCCAUGCCGACGACGAUGCCGACGAUGAUGCCGCCUCCGAGUUUCCCUGGGGUCCCUCGCACCCCUGCUUUCCCCAUCCCAACCCCCAUGUGCCUCUCGACUCGGAGCUGUACAGGACCACGCGCAUCAUCCGCAUCAAGCGCGACUGGAUGGUCAAGGGCGACCUGGCCCCGACCUUUGCCAACCUGUAUCCCGAGAUCCUCGACCCCCUCAUCACCGAGGACGACUUCCGCCUGCUGAUCAAGAAGAUCAACGACUCCCUCAUCGACGCCUUUGAUCCCUUCUCCCUCCGCGCCUGUCUCGACACCGUCAUGGGCGUUGCCACGCUGUGGCUGUGGGAGGAUGUUGGUUUCACGGGUGUCAAGGCGAAACUGGCCCAGCUGGAAAGGUGGAUCGACGACUGGAACCAGGAUGUGGGCGUCAAGGAAGGCGUCAAGAUUAUUCCUCUGAGGCGAACCGGUUACCUGACGCUCGACAUACAAAUACCAGACCCUCACCUCGGCCCCGAUGUCGGCUCGCGGCCAGGAACACAAGACGAUGACCUCAACAUGAAUCCAUCCCAACAAACCGAACCACACCGACCGUAUUCCAUUGCCCCUGCAUUGCAGAGUUACGAAAAGGAGCAGGCCAAGAGGCAUAAAACACAAGACGAUGACUUGGAGUUUAGCGGCAUGAGAACAGGAGUUUUUGCAAUGUCUAACUGGGCGGGCAAUUGUGUUUUUUUAUUCUUCCUUUACCAAAGAGCGUAUCACGACUAUAAGCCUUUUUUUCGGGCUAGACCACACUACACUAUCUGCGGCGACGCAAAAAAGACCUAA